AUGACUCAGCUGUUCGAGCCCCUUGGGCACAGCCCUCAGCAGCAGAGGUUUCCUUCACAAAAACCUUCUCCUAAACAGCGGCAAGCAACACCAGGAGCUGAAAGGGUGGAAGGAGAAAUACGCUUGAUUGACGGCUCGGCUGAUGGGGAUAUAGAGGCACCCCUACCUAUUAUAAGUGUGAAUCCUUCGGCCCCGGUUCCGCGUGAAGCAGUAGCGAAGGUCAAGAAGUUGAAAGAGGCCGGGAAUGCUGCCUUCUGUAUGAGGGACUCGGCCGCAGCCAAAGCCAAGUACACCAAGCCAAUUGAGGUAUGCCCUAAGGUGGAGGCGACGCGGGAGCUUCUUGGGGUACUCUAUUCGAACCGAAGUUUCACUCACAAACAACUUGAAGACGCGCAGGGGGCCCUGGCGGUCGCGCAGGCGGCGGUGCAGCUGCUUCCCGAAUGGAGCAAAUCACAAUAUCGCCUGGAGAGAGCCCGCCGCCUCGGCGGCUCGAAGGAGGCGUACGUCGCCCAGUUGUGGAAACGGCUCCGAGGAGACCCGAAAAAUAGCCAGAUUCGAGAGGAGAUGAACACAGCAGUGCAGGCGGCCCGGAAGAUUCACGCGGACAGGACCACCGCUGGUACGCCGACUGCUUGUGGCCAGCCUAUGGGAAGAGAUGCUGGUGUCUCUCAGAUGCCCUGA
Eimeria maxima is the source of this 681-nucleotide messenger RNA. RefSeq lists its product as hypothetical. The transcript has a single exon. The record is from RefSeq and is a predicted model, not a curated record. The coding region runs from base 1 to 681 and encodes 226 amino acids. Lineage: Eukaryota; Apicomplexa; Conoidasida; Eucoccidiorida; Eimeriidae. Gene Ontology annotation, molecular function: Hsp90 protein binding.